Messenger RNA from Brassica napus (rape), 1286 nucleotides. RefSeq names its product peroxisome biogenesis protein 22. The coding region runs from base 134 to 979 and encodes 281 amino acids. The record is from RefSeq and is a predicted model, not a curated record. Gene Ontology annotation, biological process: peroxisome organization. Lineage: Eukaryota; Viridiplantae; Streptophyta; Magnoliopsida; Brassicales; Brassicaceae. The transcript has 8 exons.
ACGUACUUUCCCCCAAGUACAGUGCCCUUCUUUUCUGGAAUUUUCAGACAGCUUUUGAAGAAGCUAAGAAUCUGAUUGUCCGAAUUUCCGUGCUACACGACGACGCUUUUUAAGUUUUGGCUUUCGAAGGAUUAUGGCGGAAUCGUCUUCUUCGUCGCCUACCGAAGAGAUCGCCCGAUUGAUCAAACGAUUAAGCGCGUACGUUACUUUCAAGAUGUCUAGCCUCUUCUCUACAUCUAUUCCCAAUCUGGAUUCAAGAUCUAUUGGUGCUAUUGCUGGGCUUGCAAUCGCUGUGAUAUUCACAUGGAGGGCUAUAAGAGCACCACCAGGGGAGCCUAGAAGAAGGCAGCCUAAACGCAGGAUGCAGUCAGCUGAAACCUCUUCUGCUGCUGCUGAUGCUCAGUCAAAUCUAGCUUCGAUCACUCCCAAUGAUGUUUCUUUGCCUCGUGAGGAUAACGGAGUGCAAGAUGUUGUUGAUCAGUUUUUUCAGCCUGUGAAACCUACACUGGGGCAGAUGGUUAGGCAGAAGCUUAGUGAAGGAAGGAAGGUGACAUGCCGUCUUCUUGGGGUCAUUCUUGAGGAAUCAAGUCCAGAAGAACUCCAAAAACAAGCAACAGUGAAGUCAUCUGUUCUGGAAGUUCUCCUAGAGAUUACAAAGUCUUCUGAUUUAUAUCUCAUGGAAAGAGUUCUUGACGACGAAAGCGAAGCCAGAGUUCUAGAGGCUUUAGAGACGGCAGGUGUUUUCACCUCUGGUGGUUUGGUCAAAGAUAAGGUCUUGUUUUGUAGUACAGAGAUUGGAAGAACUUCGUUUGUUAGACAACUAGAACCUGACUGGCAUAUUGAUACAAAUCCAGAGAUCACCACACAGCUAGCUAGGUUCAUCAAAUAUCAGCUUCACGUCUCUGCUGCAAAACCAGAGCGAACUGCUCCUAACGUGUUCACCUCGCAGUCAAUAGAGCACUUCUUUGGAUGUGCUUAAUGCCAACAAAAAGAAGAGAGGUGAAAGAUACGCAACAAAAACUACAAACUGUAAUUUUCGAUUUGAUCUUCUUAUUGUUCUGACAGAAGCAAAGAGCAGAGGCGUAAAUGGUCUCGUUUCCAUCAUAAAACUUGAAAUUUCCUUUUUUUUUUGUUGUGUUGUCUGGAAAUUAAGAAAAGUUUGAUAUUUAAUGGAGUUAGAAAAUACUGCGAGUGUUCUUCGGUGGAAGUAUAGGAGUUUGUAAUUUCUGUAUCAAAAACAUUAUCGUGUUUUCUUGUUAUAUCAAAAUGGGAUCUUGUACUGUGAA